AUGCUGUGGAAAUCAAGGACGAAGACUGAACCCUACUGCCUACAGGAUCGUGCGGACGGACUGUCAAGCUCUUCGCCGAGCGGCCGACUGUCACAGCUUUCCUCGCUGAACCAAGCAGCGUACUCGUCGGCUCCUCCACUGUGCCACACGCCGGCGUCUGAUUUUCAGCCCCCGUAUUUUCCACCACCGUACCCCCAGUCUUCGCUCUCUUACUCUCAGAGCCAGGAUUCUGGAUAUCCACAUUUACCGGACCCCUACCCCUCCAUCAACUCGCUCCAUCAACAUCAGCAAGCGGCAUGGCACUCCCAGCGGUCUCGCUCAGAGGAGGGUGGACUCUUGUCGCAGUCUCACCGGGCUUUGAGUCUGGACCCCAGACGAGAGUACCCUGGUGUACCCCGGCUUCUCCAUGGACUGGGCGAGGGUGCAGCCGCGCUCGGAGACGGUCCCCUUGGAAUGCAUGCAGUAGGUCAUCAUGGUCUGGAGGACAUUCAGGGGAUGGAGGAAGGAUCAGCCUUAGGAAUCCUGGACCAUUCAGUAAUCAAGAAAGUUCCCAUCCCGUCCAAGCUGAAUGGCUCUGCCCUCUCUGCCCUCUCCCUCAGUAAAGAGGGAUUGGGCCUUGGGGGUGUUUCCAAUCCUGGGGAGGUCUUCUGCUCUGUACCUGGACGCCUCUCCCUACUCAGCUCCACCUCCAAAUACAAGGUGACUGUAGGAGAGGUUCAAAGACGCUUGUCCCCGCCCGAGUGCCUCAAUGCCUCCCUGUUAGGCGGAGUUCUGCGCAGGGCAAAGUCAAAGAAUGGUGGACGAUGUCUGCGAGAGCGGCUGGAAAAGAUUGGACUGAACCUGCCGGCCGGAAGACGCAAGGCUGCCAAUGUCACACUGCUGACAUCCCUGGUCGAGGGUGAGGCAGUUCACCUGGCGCGAGAUUUUGGGUACGUGUGUGAGACAGAGUUUCCGGCCAGGGCGACAGCGGAGUACCUGUGUCGACAGAGCGAUCCAGAGCAGCUGCCCACUCGCCGGAGUAUGCUGCUGGCUACAAAGGAGAUCUGCAAGGAGUUUGUUGACUUGAUGUCACAGGACAGGUCGCCCCUGGGAGCGAGUCGUCCGACUCCGUGCCUGGAGCCCGGGGUGCAGGGAAGCCUAACGCACUUCAGUUUGCUCACGCAUGGCUUCGGCACCCCCGCCAUCUGCGCUGCUCUCUCUGCCUUCCAGAGCUAUCUUUUGGAGGCCCUUAAACUUCUGGACAAGGGUGAGGGAGGCGCCAAGAGCCACCAUGACAAAGACAUCAAACACCGCAAAUGA
Messenger RNA from Chanos chanos (milkfish), 1299 nucleotides. RefSeq names its product transcription factor AP-2 epsilon (gene tfap2e). The transcript has 7 exons. Gene Ontology annotation, cellular component: nucleus. Gene Ontology annotation, molecular function: DNA-binding transcription factor activity, RNA polymerase II-specific; RNA polymerase II transcription regulatory region sequence-specific DNA binding. The record is from RefSeq and is a predicted model, not a curated record. Gene Ontology annotation, biological process: anatomical structure development; regulation of cell population proliferation; regulation of transcription by RNA polymerase II. Bases 1 to 1299 code for a protein of 432 amino acids. NCBI's taxonomy places the organism in Eukaryota, Metazoa, Chordata, Actinopteri, Gonorynchiformes, Chanidae.